This is a messenger RNA of Lasiodiplodia theobromae, 3546 nucleotides long. RefSeq names its product Ankyrin repeat protein. Lineage: Eukaryota; Fungi; Ascomycota; Dothideomycetes; Botryosphaeriales; Botryosphaeriaceae. The record is from RefSeq and is a predicted model, not a curated record. The coding region runs from base 1 to 3546 and encodes 1181 amino acids. Gene Ontology annotation, molecular function: catalytic activity; protein binding. The transcript is spliced from 7 exons. Gene Ontology annotation, biological process: nucleoside metabolic process.
AUGGCUCCUGGCCCUCUGAGCGGUUCUGGAGGUAAGGACGUCCAAAGGGGAAAGACUUCCACGCAGGUUAUCAGCAAUCAAGAGCAACCGGCCCCAAAAACAAAAGUUGCCGCAGACGAGGACAUACAUCUUUUUGUGGGCGGAACCUUGGCUGGCCGCCAGGUGGUAUUGGUUCUGCUCUCAAAUUUUGGAGGAACGGAUGCUACGGUGGCUGGAGAGAGACUGGCGUUGAAGUUUCCCAAUCUCCAACUCACCCUGCUGGUGGGCAUCUGCGCAGGCGUACCGACUCCCGAAAAUGACAUCCGACUGGGGGACGUCAUCAUCAGCAGCUGGGUUGAGCGGUACGCUUUCGAUGCUCGAAUGGAUCCGGGUGGUUUCAAGACGUCCGACAAUUCGUACAUCCGCACGGACGUCCAGCCUAAACUGAAAGAAAUUCUCCAUUUGUUGGAGAACGAGGAAAUCUUCGAUGGUUUCCUUGGGAAAUCAUCGCAGAAUUUGGUCGACUUGCAGCACCGAAACAGCGGCAUCGGCUCAGAGGACAUCAUCAUGCGAGGGAAUGCGUCGCGAGAUGAACUUGGAAAACGCGGGAUCAUGGGGGUGGACACGGAGGCGUUUGGAAUCAUACAUCUGAAAGGCGCCUUGGUCAUCAAAGCCGCUGUGGAUUAUGGCGACUCCCACAAGAACAAGGAGUGGCAGGAUUAUGCAGCUGGUGUUGCAGCAUGCGUCGCGAAGGCUUUCAUCUCAGACUUUUAUCCUCUUGCCCUAACGGAGAGAGGCGAUGGUCCCGACGGCCCAGUCCCUGAGGGUGAGACCGAAGGUCCGGGGCCGAGGGCGAUGCAGCCGCCUGCUGCCUGGGCUCAGCCUUGCACUGCCCCGCAACGCUUCUUGGCAUUUUUCGCACCAGCCUCGCCUCGCCGCCUUCUCAUCUUUCCCCUCACUUCGUUCGUUCGGCUCAUCAUGUCCGGUGCGGAAGUCGUUGCGGUUCUCAGCAUCGGCGCCUCCGUCAUCGCAGUCGUCGACGCUUGCAACAAACUCAUCGAUCGCAUCAAAGAGUUUCGAGGCAGCGCGGCUUUUGUCUCACUCCGGUCUCGGUUACAGCUUUUUUCUUCCAACAUCAAAUCCCUCGACAAGAUAACCAGUACCGGUGUCAUCUUCGAUGAAGAAGAACAGCUGCUUCGGGAUGUUCUUCAAGGAUGCAAGGAUACCAUCGAGGAGUUGGAUAGCCUCUUGACGUCUCUUCUCCCAGAACCGAACGCGUCGGCAUGGAAGAAAACGAGGCAUGCUGUGCGUGCUCUUCUCAAGGAUCAUCGUGUUCGCGCAGUUCUUGAAGAAUUGCAAGAGUAUCAGAACACGAUUUUAUUCCACCUCAGCAGCAAAGCGGAGCAAAAUACCCGCAAGGCUAUAUUUCUUCUCGAGGAACAGAGGACGGCACUUCAGAUGCAGAAAGUAUCCAUAAGCGGAGACACCUUCUCGUCUCGCUCCGCGCAGGAUCCAUCGUGCCGCUGCCAGGGUAUCCAGUACGAACUGCGCACAAUUCUACUGCAAAAGCUGUUUCAAGUCAGCCUCGCAGCAAGCUGGUCAAAUGGCUUGUCUGUUGCUUUCUCCAUAAAAUCCAAAAACGUGGUCCGCGACGACAGCCCGGGAUUCGAGCUUAUUAGGAAGUGCAUUUCCCGGGACGGCAUCACAUUUGAAGAGGCUAGGGCUGGUUUACGUACCUUGCGCGACUCUGGCAUCAUCGACUUCAAUGACACUACUGAAAAUGGUCAUGGAUACUUAGAGUACCUUGGGCUGACGAUGGAUCAAGAUAUUGGGCAGUUCCAACCUUUACAUGCAGCCGUGGCCUCGAAUGCAAUGGACGAGGUGAAAAGACUGGUCAAGGCGCAACGCCACCCAGACCUCACUCAAAACUUUCUAGGCCACACAGUGCUCCACCUUGCUAUCCAAUGGCCCCGCAUCCUGAAAUUCCUUCUUGAGAACGGGUACAGAGACGCGGUCGACUCUGCAGACAAGCAUGGAAUCAGUCCGUUGUUAUUCGCAUUGUUCUAUGGAUGCACCAAGUCAAUCGAUAUCCUCGUCGAUGCGGGCGCAUCACUCCCCAGGAUCGAGCCCGAAUCUGCAUAUUUCUCCCAGCUCAGGGCCGGGCCGAUUGUGUCAGAAUGUUGGGCCCAUGCAGCGGGAGCAUGCAACGAAGAAGCGUUUAUCAGACUACUGGAGCACUAUGCUCGCAAAUUUGCACCAACACGUUUACAAUCCGAUCUCCUCGAGCCCCUCAUCUUCACUAAGGCCGUCUGGGGUCCAUGGAAUUUGACAGCAGCAAGGGCUCUUGUUGCUGAAAUUCACAAACUGUCCGAAUCCCAUCCGUACGAGUUCAGAAGGAGAGGGGUGACUCCCCUGCACAUCGCGAUGACGCCUGGACACGCCCGGGUCUUGAUGAGCUACGAUGGUUUUGACAUCAAUUCAUCAGCGGAUCAUCAUGGAGAGACGCCUCUUAUGGUGUAUUCCCGGUUCCUGGACCCGGCACUCACUCAGGAAGCAUUGAGGCGGGGCGCGCGAGUCAAUUCCACCGACCAUUGGGACCGAAAUGCUCUGCACUACAACUUCGCCAGAACCUUCUUACGCCAGCCGGACUGCGCUAUUACAUUUUCCGGGCCCUGGGAGCGCCGCCCUUUGGCAUUCCAUGCGGAGAAGCUCAAAGCACUGAUGGAAGCCGUGGCUGUUCUGAUAGAAGCCGGUGGCGAUCUCCUACAGCAAGACAAGUGUCGUUGCUACUGCUCUCCCGGCGGCUGUUCACCGCUACGGUCUUUCAUCCCUGCGCUAUUCCUCGAAGCAGACCGCCAUACGGUCCACGUUUGGAUCCUCGAACUUUUCGUCGUGCUUCAGGGUUGUGGGAAGAGCGGGAUCUUUGAUCUGCUAGUCGACGAAAUCGGUCGCCUCCAAAACGCCGAUGAGAUCGGCAUCACACACACCUGCUGCGCGUCAAAAUACUCCAAGGCUUUCCGGGACUGGCGGGACGCUGGAGACUUCACUCCCAUCCCGACCAGCAUGGAACUGGAAUAUUGGAGCGGUGAUUGGGAGGAAAUUCGGGAGGAGGAAAGUGAUUUAGGCUCCCAGCUGGAUCGACGCUGUUUGGCCGACCCGUCGAUGAACGCCGGCAGUUGGGACAGUCGACUAGUCAGCAUCCUCGCACGGAGAUGCGUGAUGAUGGAGAUGAUUGAGGGAGAACGACUGAAAAAGCCAGGCCGUCGUGAUGAAGGUGAACAGGUCAGCCUAGAACGUUGUGUUGAGAAGUAUAUGGCUAGUAUGGAGGACGCAGAAAGCUACUUGACGAGAGUUAUACCGACUUACGACCAUGGAUACUGGAUGCAGGAAAGGGAGCGACUUUCCAAACGUUUCCUGGAAGAGGUCCACAGCGUGAGGGGAGCAACAGGCAUCGUAAAUGAUUGGGACAUCGAGAACUGGAUAGAUGGUACUAUUAUGACGGGCUUUGGGCUCAAUGAAUCUCAGCUCAAACUUUGGUUGACUUUCAUGUCGACCGAGAGAAUUUAG